AUGUUCCAAGACGCCCAUUCCUACAUCUCUAGAUGCGACCCAUGCCAACGACAAGGGAAUAUCAGUAAACGGAAUGAGAUGCCUCAGAACUUCAUCUUGGAGGUUGAAGUAUUCGAUUGUUGGGGAAUCGACUUCAUGGGACCAUUCCCACCAUCCUUCAAGAAUGAGUACAUCUUGGUAGCAGUUGACUACGUUUCUAAAUGGGUGGAAGCGAUUGCCAGUCUCACAAACGACGCAAGGGUGGUAACUAAGAUGUUCAAAACCAUAAUCUAUCCAAGAUUUGGGGUACCACACAUGGUCAUCAGUGAUGGGGGUAGUCAUUUCAUCAACAAGAUCUUUGCAGGUCUAUUGAAGAAGAACGGGGUGCAACACAAGUUGGAGUAUAAGGCAGCUUGGGCUGUGAAACUACUCAACUUCGACAUCAAACCAGCAGCAGAGAGACGAUCCAUGCAGAUUCACGAAUUGGAGGAAAUUAGGCAACUCGCCUAUGAAAGCUCUAAGAUCUACAAGGAGCGAACAAAGGCUUACCAUGACAAGAGGAUCAUCAACCGCAACUUUCAACCUAAGGAUCAGGUGAACCUGUUCAACUCAAGGUUACGAUUGUUCCCUGGAAAGCUGAGAUCUAGGUGGUCCAGACCAUUCACCAUUAAAGAAGUAUGCCCCCACGGAGCUGUUGUGUUGCUGAACACGAAAGGGGAAGAAUUUGUUGUCAAUGGCCAACGCAUAAAGUCGUAUCUAGCUGAGACAACAGUCGAAGAGGGUGAAGAAAUUCCCCUAAGCGACCCGCCCUUAGCCUGA
Messenger RNA from Brassica napus (rape), 798 nucleotides. RefSeq lists its product as uncharacterized. Lineage: Eukaryota; Viridiplantae; Streptophyta; Magnoliopsida; Brassicales; Brassicaceae. Gene Ontology annotation, biological process: DNA integration. Bases 1 to 798 code for a protein of 265 amino acids. Gene Ontology annotation, molecular function: nucleic acid binding. The record is from RefSeq and is a predicted model, not a curated record. The transcript has 2 exons.